GCCAACUUGUCGAAAUCGAAAAAGAAAAAACGCGGCAAGCGGCGCGGUACAUUGACACUCUCGGGUCUUGACCGUGGUCAGUUUGACAGGUGAACAAAUAAACAUAAACCCCUUGCCGUUAGAUCGGAGGGUGAAAAAUAAGUUUUCCAACCCCCGUUAUGUAAUAAAAGCGAGUUACAAUUUAAUAUAAAUCUGUUCUAUCUUCUGAUUGGAGCGUCUAGCCUCGGGCUAUGUUGGGGCGAAACCUGCAAAUAUCGUUGAAUUCCUUACUUUACGCUGUCUAAACACAAUCUACCUGAUGCAUCGGUCUUGUUUCAGAUUCUAUUACCUCAGCAGUUUUAAUGGUGCUAGAUGAUCUUUUAUCCAAAUUUUAUCCAGUAUUAUUCCAAUUAAGGUCAAAAUGCUUCCUGAAUUUGUUUCUUUCUUGCUAUUUAUUAUAACAUCAGUUUCUUGCCAAUCUUCAUAUGAUAUGUAUCCUCAAUUUCCUGGCGAAUUCCGUCUCAACAAAAAUAAAAAUGAACCGACAUAUUUUGUCAUGGCUUCUAAAAUGGUCCGUCCAGGACAAGUUUAUCGAGUGACAGUGAGUGUGUUUCACACAAUGUUCCCGAUAACAGUUAGAGCUUCUAUCCAGCGAGAUGGAGUUGAACUUGCGACUGCUCUGCAAGAAGUGAAGCAAGACAUGCCUGAAACUCUCUUACUAAAAGUUCCUACUACAAGUGUUCAAGGCUCAUACAAUCUCAGGGUUGAGGGCAAUGUGAAUGGGGUCCUUGGUGGUACAGCUUUCAUUAACGAAACAAGGCUGACUUUUUCUCAGAGGUCGAUGACAAUAUUUAUACAAACUGAUCGACCAGUCUAUAAACAAGGACAAACAGUUCGUUUUCGAGCUCUUCCAAUUACGACAGAUUUGAAAGCAUUUCCAGAUGCAGUUGACUUGGUCAUGUUAGAUCCCAGAAGGACCAUAGUUCGGCGAUGGCUCUCAAGACAAACCAAUCUUGGAGCUGUAAGCUUGGAAUAUCCACUAUCAGAACAACCUGUGUAUGGCAAAUGGACGCUACAAGUUAUUGCUCAGGGACAAGUUGAAGAACAUAAUUUCUUGGUUGAGGAAUAUUAUCAAACGAGAUUUGAAGUAAAUGUCACAAUGCCUUCUUUCUUUACUGAUACAGAACCAUUCGUUUAUGGAACGGUAGAAGCCAAUUAUACAAGUGGUGUUCCUGUUAUUGGAAAUUUGACAUUAGUCGCUUCGAUUGAAUCCCUAAAAUCCACCAGUAAGAGAGUUGCUUCAAUUCAACAGUAUUGGAGACGUUUCGAAGGUAAAACAGAUUUCAAGUUUGACAUGAGAGAAUUUUCUGAGCUUGAACCACAACUGGAUAAAUCGAAGAUCGUCGUCACCGCCCACGUUGGAGAGAGGUACUUGGAUCUGAUUGAAAAAGGUUUUGCAGAAGCCAUCGUUUUCAGCUCUCGGAUCAAAAUUGACUUCCUGGGUGAUGAUCCGCAGAUCUUUAAACCUGGAAUGCCUUACAAAGUCUUUGUCGCCGCCUAUUAUCAAGAUGGUUCAGGUAUUCCCCCUGAACGCCUCAUGAAACAACGAAUGCAAAUAACUCCUAUCAUCGAAUUCUAUAAUGGAGGAUCUCGUCGUCUGAGUACCCGAUUUGAAAAAAUGUCCACUCUUCAUCCGGGAGUUUGGGAAGUUGGAAUUGAUUUAGAAAAUGAAUUUAUUUCCAAAGAAGAUAUGAAAAAUAUAAAGUUGAUGGUUUUAGAGGGAUAUUUCUUCGAUGAUCUUACGGGAGAGCAAGCAAAAGCUCAUUUGAAAGUGUAUGCAUCGUAUUCUGUUAGUAAUAGACAUCUUCGCAUAUCCACAAGUACUCGUCAACCAAAGGUGGGAGAAUACAUCAUUUUUCACGUUCGUGCAAAUUAUUUCGUUGAAUCCUUUUCUUAUGUUGUUGUAUCGAAGGGAAUCAUUCUUUCAGCUGGCCAAGAAACGAUGACAUCGAGCAUAAAAACAUUCGCCAUUUCUCUCUCUCCUCAGAUGGCACCCACGUCGACUGUCGUCAUUUACAGUGUCGCCAGAGAAGGGGAAGUUAUUCUAGACAGUCUCACAUUCCCUGUUGACGGAAUAAAAAGAAAUAAUUUUACUGUGACACUGAAUAAUCUAAAAGAUAAGUCUUUGGAUACCGUAGAAGUGGUUGUGUUUGGUAGACCUUCGUCCUACGUUGGUCUGGCUGCAAUCGACAAAGCUCUUUAUGAUAUGAAAGGAGGAAACGAAUUCAGCCAUGUUGAGGUUCUAAGGAAAAUGAGUCUUUUUGACGAAGGGUUUAAUAGUACCCUUACACAUGUAUGGUUAUCUAAAGAGGGAAAUUUGGAUAGCGUUGUUCAUUACCCAGCCUCUUCCUAUGGGAUAGACGCAUAUUCAACUCUACAGUAUGCUGGUCUUGUUGUUUUUACCGAUGCAAAUGUUACCAGAAGAUAUGAUUAUUGUAACGAAUCUCUUGGCUAUCUAACGUGCCUGGAUGGUUCGUGCUACAGGUAUGAUAAAAAUUGUGAUGGAUUCAAAGAUUGUCCUGACAACACAGAUGAGAGCGGAUGUCCAGAAAAAGAUGAGUUGAGACUUAAGGACUUUAAAAUGAAUAGAAUCAAUCGCAUACAAAGGCUGUACGACAAUGCUUGGUUGUGGCAUGAUUUCAACAUUGGGCCUUUAGGAUAUUACAUUUUCAAUGUACCUGUUCCUGAGAUUCCCACACGAUGGAUGGUCAGUGCCUUUGGCAUGAAUAACGUUGAUGGUUUCGGAAUUCAAGACAAAGCUAUUGAAUUUUCAAGUGUAAAGCCAUUCUAUAUGAAUGUUGAAAUGCCUACAAAGAGUAUGCAAGGUGAACAAAUAGGCAUUCGAAUAAGUGUCUUCAACUACAUGCUUUAUGAAAUCGAGGCUUUAAUCGUGGUCGCGAACUCCCCUGAUUACAAAUUUGUUCACGUCGAAUCUUUUGGAAGAGUGGAUUCUUAUGCUCCAAGGACAACUUCUGGAGAACAGCAGCAUUUAGUUUGGAUCAAGCCCGGAAAAGCAGUGGAAGUAUAUAUGCCAAUCGUACCCACCCGUUUAGGGGAUAUUGAUGUAACCAUCAUGACAAAAUCUCAAGUUGCCAAAGACAUCAUCACACGACGCAUACACGUUGAGGCUGAUGGUAUACCUCAGUAUCGUCACACGACUGUCCAAUUAGAUUUGAGUCAGGGAGCUUAUCUAAUUAAAUAUCUGGAUCUGAACAUUACAGAAACGCCCAUUGUUCCCUACAGGCAGGAAAGGUUAUACAUGUUUGGAUCCAACAGGGCUGAAGUUUCUGUUGUUGGGGAUGUCACUGGCCCAGCUUUUCCCACAAUGCCUGUCAACGCUAGUACAUUGCUUCGCAAACCCUUUUGGUGCGGUGAACAAACCAUGUUUAAUUUCGCAGCGAAUUUAUAUAAUUUACUAUAUCUUAGAUUGACCGGUCAGCGGCAACCUGACAUUGAAAAGCAAGCUUUCAAAUAUCUGAAUAUGGGUUAUCAAAGGCAACUGAGUUAUCAAUUGAGUGAUGGUUCUUUUAUUCCUUUCCGUUGGAACUCAAGACCCAGUGUAUGGUUGACAGCGUUUUGUGCUAGAAUCUUUCAUAAAGCAACAUUCCAGGAAUGGGAACAUUUUCUAUUCAUAGAUCCUGAUGUUAUAUCAAGAGCUGUAAAUUGGUUGUUAGAUCAUCAGACACCAGAGGGAGCUUUUUAUGAAACGGCCUCAACACUUUUUGAUAGAAAAAUGGAUUCUGUUGAAGUAGACUUGGAUUCUUCGUAUGGUGGGCCGCGUUACAGAAACAUUUCUUUAACUGCUCACGUUUUGAUUACUUUAUCCGAACUGAAAGAUCUGCAAGGAGAUGUUGGGUCCAGAAUAUCCACUGCUAGACGGCAAGCCCAAAAGUAUCUGGAGCGAGCUCUGCAUCUAGUACGAGAUUUACCAGAUCCUUAUGAACUUGCCAUCUCAACCUAUGCCUUAACUAUGGCCAACAGUCCUGAUGCUAAUGAAGCACUCAACUUUCUGGAUUCAAGAAUGAGAGAAGAGAGUGGAAUGCGUUAUUGGGGUCGCGAAAGAGUGAAAGGACAAACAGUCAAAAUCGAAAACACCCGUCCCUACAUAAUCUCUCGUCUACCAGAUAAGUAUGAUGCUUCUAGUAUAGAGGCCACUGGAUACGGUCUCUUGGUACACGUUGAACGGAAUGCUGUCAUACAAAGGGAGAUUGUUGAAUGGUUGAACUCACAAAGACUGACAGUUGGUGGAUGGGCUUCCACUCAGGAUUCUAUCGUUGCAAUGCAAGCAUUAAUAGAACAUGCAAUCCAGUCUCGUAUACGUGAUGUUGUUGAUGUAACAGUUACCAUUGAAGUACCAUCAGUGCCUGGCUUCGUGAAACAGUUACACAUAGGAGAUGAUAAUCUAUCAAAACAACAGAAAUUUGAAAUUGAUAAUGCUUGGGGUGUUGUUCUCGUGCGAGCUCAGGGAUCGGGAGUUGCUUUAGUUCAAUUGUCGAUACAGUACAAUGUGGACUGGCCUCACUUACAAACACCUCCACCAGUGGAAGCUUUUGCACUCCAAGUGAGAGGUUACUACUACGGACGAAAUAGCUCCCAUAUUGAAAUCAGUUCAUGUCAAAGGUGGACUUACUUAGAAGAAAGUGAAAAGAGUGGUAUGGCAGUACUGGAAGUCAGUAUACCGACAGGAUAUGUCAUUCAGCAACAAGACUUGGAUACUUAUGUACACUCCGGAAGAGUUAGGAAUCUCAGAGAGGCUCGUUACGAUGAGAGAAAAGUCUCUUUUUAUUUUAACUAUCUUGAUCAACAUAGUACAUGUGUGUCUUUCAAAAUUCAGAGGUGGUACCCUGUUGCAAACAUGACUAGAUGGUUACCUGUGCGAGUAUAUGAUUACUACGCACCAGAGCGAUUUAACGAAACGAUGUUCGAUGUAUACAAUUUGUUCGUGCUCAGCAUCUGCCAAGUUUGUGGGUCUUAUCAGUGCCCUUACUGUCCUAUCUUCAGUUGGAGCAGCAUCGUUGUUUCUAGUCCCAUCAUCCUUUUGGCGUCCAUUUUCUCAUGGUUCAUCUUAUACAGAAAUAUGUCCAUUUAGGAAAAUAAAAUUACUUAGUUAAUCGAACUGAAGUGAACAAAUUAUCAAAGAGAUCGUUUUAGGAUACUUCGUGGUAAAUAUUUAGGAUCUGGACCUUAUUAGACUGUGAUAAGCUUUCCUAAAAUUACUCAUUGACAUAAUUUUAUUAGUUUAGUUACCACGUGUGGCAACAUUGUGAGAAGUUACUCAUUUCUUGCUGUACAAGUUCAUCAGAGAUAUUGGGUGUUUUCACAAAUUCCAAAAAGAAAAUCAAAAAAGUAUAAUACUUUUGCAUAGGUUGUGUUUGUAUAUAUGUUUAAAAUUCUAUCAUGUGGGUUAAAGUUGUAAAUAUAUUUUGUAGGUACGAUGAAUUUGCAUUUAUUUUAUUGUUUCAUUGUAAUUAUAGCACGAUUUACAAAUUUUGAACUGUGUUAAAAAUUUGUUUUGCAUUAGUUUUGUUUUAAAACUUGGAAAGAAUAUUGUUUUUUUUUUCUUUUUUAGCUGCAAUUUUUCUUGCUAUUUUUAACCCCUUAAACAUUCACUUAAAAGUUAAGCACUUAUUUUUUAAUGUUUAUUUAUUUACAAAAGACUUGUCUGCAAAAUUAUAGACAGUUUAAGCAAAUACAAGACAGUUGUGUAGGCUGAAAAACGUUUAAAUUUUUUAAAGCCACUCGAAUUUGGAUCUGGUAAAAAUACUGACUUUUUCUUUAUUUGCGAACUGAGGUGAAUAGACAAAGGGUGUUCUUUAGCGACAGCUAUUUAUAUUCCUUUUAGGAGUCUUUGUAAAAAAUGAAAUU
This is a messenger RNA of Parasteatoda tepidariorum (common house spider), 5904 nucleotides long. The record is from RefSeq and is a predicted model, not a curated record. Lineage: Eukaryota; Metazoa; Arthropoda; Arachnida; Araneae; Theridiidae.